CCUCCCCCCCCUCCAAUCCUCCUCUCCUUUUACUCUGCAAUAGGUGGGCUUGAGAAUCAAACCACCUAUUUAUCAUCAUGGAUGGGGAUCUCAGUCUCUCCCAGUCUUUGGGAGGACUACGCAUUGCCAACCCUGAUGAUGCUUCGUUGCAUUCGUCUGAAGAUGCAUCAACACCUGCCGCCGGCGCUGCUUCAAUAGCAGACUCCGACCUGGUACGCGAUCCCGCAACCUCCGAACGGCCAGAAAGUGCCUCCUCUACCUAUCUUCCCCGACCGUCAGCACCUCCUUCGAGCUCCGAAGUCCAAGAAGCCCUCGCCGCGGUACAAGUCGAGCCCUCAACGAGGACCUUUGAGAGUCGGAGCUCGAUAUACAGCCCAUACUCAGACCCUGCACAGCCGCAACCCUCGCAACCUUCACAAGCGACGCCUCAAUACUCCUCCUAUGUGCCUUCGCAGCAACCCAACCCCGGUCCGCAGUCCUCCUCCCGUCCACUCUCCUCAUUCUACGCGAACGGGUCCACCUCCACUCUGGCAGCUCGCGAAGGCUCAUAUCGAAUUCGGACCGAUUCCGCCGCGUCUUCCGCCUCUGAAAGUCUGGCUCGGGCGGAGUCUCGCGGAGGCUCUGCGGCCUACCAAGCGGGUGUCCCCAUACGCGAUAACAAUCACAACGAUCGGUCGUACCGCACGGCACAAUUACCUCCCGGAAAUACACCAAUGGUCAUGCGUCAACCCUCUCGCGCCCACAGGGGUCCGUCGACUGGUUCCCCGUAUGCCAUGGAGAAUGGUCCCAGCUCGAGCAGUGAAGAUUGGCAAGAUCGGGGUGCGGCUGUUGCUGUACGGCAGGAAAUUGACGCCAACGGUAAACCGGUCGCGCGUUAUAUUAAAAAGGGGGUCCGCGAUUUCUCGUUCGCUCAUACGCUCGGGGAAGGCUCGUACAGUACCGUCGUAUUGGGCACGGACCGUCAGACACUCAAGGAAUACGCGAUCAAGAUUUUGGACAAGCGACACAUCAUCAAGGAGAAGAAGGUCAAGUAUGUCAACAUCGAGAAGGACACUCUCAACCGACUCACCGAACACCCGGGUAUUGUUCGGUUGUAUUACACAUUUCAGGACGAACGGUCCCUAUACUUCGUCUUGGAUCUCUGCAAGGGAGGCGAGUUGCUGGGGGUAUUGAAGCGCAUGACUACUUUCGAUGAAGAAUGCACGAGGUUCUACGGUGCCCAGAUCCUAGACACGAUCGACUAUAUGCACAGACGUGGCGUCAUCCAUCGAGACUUAAAACCGGAGAAUGUUUUACUGGACGGUCAGAUGCACAUCAAAAUCACCGACUUCGGAACGGCCAAGAUUCUCAAAAGUCAACGGAAACCGAGCCCGAACUCCAGCGGGAUGCCUCCGCUCGAUGCGACCGAAAUUCCUGAGGAUGAACGCGCGAGCUCUUUUGUUGGCACCGCAGAGUAUGUCAGCCCGGAGCUCCUGACAGACAAGAAUGCAUGCAAGGCAAGUGAUCUGUGGGCCUUUGGCUGUAUCAUCUUCCAACUUCUCGCGGGGCGGCCUCCUUUUAAGGCUGGAAACGAGUAUCAAACCUUCCAAAAGAUCGUCGCGCUCGAUUACGAGUUUCCUCCCGGGUUCCCUGCGAUCGCUCGCGAUUUAGUCGAACGCCUGCUGGUACUGGACCCGGCGCGUCGUUUGCCGAUCGAGCACAUCAAGAACCACGAAUUUUUCCAGGGCAUCACCUGGGGUCCGGAUCUAUGGAAGCGGAAGGCGCCUCGUCUCAAGGCAUACGUUCCGCCCCCGCGCGAGCCCAUUAAGCUCAACAACGGCGGCAAUGGUGAGAGCUAUCCCGCAAGCAUCAAUGCAGCCUCCGUAAGCAAUAACGCUAGCCAACGGGUUGUUCCUCGACUAGUGACCGAACUCCCGCCGCCGAGUCAGCUGGACAUCGAAUGGUCGCCCGUACUGACGAAAACCAAUGAACGGAUCCUCAAACUCGGCAACCUGGUCGUUUUGUCUUCUCCCGCUGCCCACAGUCCAGUCUCAAAGAAUGGCGGUGAAUACGAAGCGCCUCGGAAAUUCUCGCGAUUCUUCGGUGGCAGCACGACCAAGAAGCGUCAGCGCCUAGUCAUGGUGACCUCCUCUGGUCGGAUCAUCAUGGCAGCAUCUGGCGGCGAUGAGAAGAAAGCGAAGUUGGAACUGUCUCUUCUUACUCCGGGCACAACAUAUCGGACCUCAACAGACGCUAAGGGGACCUCUUGUUGGGUAGUGGAUACGCGUGACAAACAUUAUGUCUUUGAGGAUCCCAAGCCGUCAUCUGGUAGCGUAGGAACGACCGCCAUGUCCACUCAGGAGUGGUUGGAUACUCUGGACCGAGCCAAAGAGAUGGCUUUGUCACAACAGGGGAAUGGCUCAUAUUCAGAUGACGCCUUCCGCGACCUGUCAUCCGGCUUGUCUAGCCAUGCUAAUACGUUGGACCGGAGCUCAGAACUCCAGCAAGAAAGCGCACCCACGGGCCGUGCCACUUUGGUCAAACAACCACCAACCGAUACGGAUUCGGUUAAAGGGAAGAAGCGAUUCAGCCGACGCCAUUCGAAGAACGGCCUUGCGGCGGUCUUCUAGGCCCUUCUCACGUACUCUUCUCUCACUCAAACUUCAUUCCCCGAUCUCUUCUCCAUCACUUUCUCUCCAUUCCCUGAAAAGUUGGGAUGCUGUCCACUGCGCAGGAUCGCACACAUAACUCUCCUCUUGUCUUUGGAACAUAACUCGUGCGCGUGUUUUGCUUGAUAUCCCUGAGUGUUUCCCGCA
Molecule: messenger RNA, 2795 nt
Organism: Aspergillus aculeatinus CBS 121060
Lineage: Eukaryota; Fungi; Ascomycota; Eurotiomycetes; Eurotiales; Aspergillaceae
Product: Pkinase-domain-containing protein
Exons: 2
Coding region: 78-2609 (843 amino acids)
Biological process (GO): peptidyl-serine phosphorylation; intracellular signal transduction
Molecular function (GO): protein serine/threonine kinase activity; ATP binding
Source: RefSeq, a predicted model, not a curated record